This is a messenger RNA of Puccinia graminis f. sp. tritici CRL 75-36-700-3, 1005 nucleotides long. RefSeq lists its product as uncharacterized. Gene Ontology annotation, biological process: ubiquitin-dependent protein catabolic process. The transcript has 3 exons. Bases 1 to 1005 code for a protein of 334 amino acids. Gene Ontology annotation, cellular component: cytoplasm. Gene Ontology annotation, molecular function: ubiquitin protein ligase activity. NCBI's taxonomy places the organism in Eukaryota, Fungi, Basidiomycota, Pucciniomycetes, Pucciniales, Pucciniaceae. The record is from RefSeq and is a predicted model, not a curated record.
AUGGACCCCAAUAUCACCCCCACCGCCUCGGAAUCUGAUGCCGACCAACGCGGAACAAGCCCUGGCGGCGCCCGGCCUGUUGAAGAACCUCUUGAGCCUCGCGCUCCCACCACUCCUGAAGCUCACGUCCCCGCCGAGCAGGAUGAACUACCUGCCGUGCCCGAAAUUGCGCUCCCCCCGCCUGUUGAGUACGAGCAGGACGGAUUUUGGGUCGACUUACCUGAAGAACUCCAUGGUCUCGCCGGACGGCUCCAAGGGCCCAUUGAGUUUGAACUAGAUGACCAGGGUGUCGCCAGAUUGCGCGACCCAAACUUCGAUCCUGCUUUUGCUGAAGACGCCCUGGCACUUGCUCGUCACGUUCAAGCGCAGCCGCAAUUUGCGGCGCAACAACCUCGUGAGACUGAUGCCAAUGUCUGGGAACACACCUGGAACCAAAUGUUGCAGACUCUCGCCCCUGCACAACGAACUGUCAUUCAAAAUUUUGUCAAUGCGACCAACGCAUUAUGGCGAGAUCUUGUUGAAAACCCUGCCCGCGCAGAUCGUGAUACCCCAGCGGUCCUAGAUUUCUUGGAAAACACUGUUGCCCUCCGAAGAACCAUGAUCAGCUUAUCCGAUGAGGCCGUGGACAUAAUUGGAGUCUAUCUCGACGAGGCAGGUGAGCAGAUCGGGCGACUUUUGGCCAACCCAAACAUUCGCAACCCCGAAGACAUCGACGCAUUGAGAGAAAAUGUCGCCCCCCUACUCGAUAGCCUCAUCAAUACAAACCUGGCACAAUUGGGCUCCGAUGUGCCACAGCACGACUCCACGAAGUGCACAGUCUGUUUGGAGGACUAUGCUGAAAGCGAUGGCAUUGUGGUACUACCAUGCCACCCAACGCAUCACUUUCACCGGACCUGCAUUCAUGACUGGUUGCAAACUUUGGUUCCUGGACCCCCCCCCCCCCCCAACUGCAGACCCCAAUUCUUCCCCAGACCCAACCAGGCACUCCCCCUCAAUGAUAAUUAA